GAUCAUGGAUGGAGAAAACUGAAUUACUGAAUUUGAUGGUCAGAAAUUGUUGAUAUUGUUGAUUAGAAAAUUAUUUGAUUGUCAACUUUCAAAAAGUUUGUGACCUACUGUCCUCACAUUUAAACUUCGCGCCGUUCAGGCUAGAAAACUGAUAUUGAAUUUUUCUUAUAACAAUAAUAAUAAUAAUAUUUCAUGAUGGAAAGGAUAGUUGAAAGUAUUUGUUAUAAUCCACAAUUGUAUAAUCCAUAAGAAAACUGUUUUUUAAUAACUUUUCAUCAAAUAAUGAUUGAUUCGAUUUUUCUUGCGUAUCAUAUGUUUUGUUUCGUAUCGUCUGUUUUGUAUCUUUGCUGUACGCGUGUGUGAGUGUGUAUGUGUACGCUUGUUUUGACAUCUUCAGCUUCACUGUGUUUGUAGGCUAUUUUGUGAUUGUGAAAGUAUUUUCAUAAUUACACAAAAAUUUACGCCAUAAAAAACGAUUAAAUCUUUUUGGCCUUAACAGUUUUGUUUUUCAAGAUUUGCUUUUGUGAUAAGUCUUAUAUCGCUUCAAAUUCUUCAAUUUUAUUGUUUUCGUAUGUCUUUGAUUCCGAGUGGAAGGAUUUUGUUCAGUCUUGGAGCAUCUGCAUCUUAUCCAGUUUUUCGUUUCCAAAUAUGGAAAGGUUACAAAACUAGCAGUAAUCUUUUGAAAAUUAUUAGAGCAUCUUGUCCAUUCUCCAAGGUGCUUAGUAACUCUGAAUACCUUGCACGAAAACCAAAUUUCUUAGGUGACAAAUCGUCUUAUCUUCAUUUGAGCACAAUGUCAGAUUCUGAGGCAAGAAAAGCAGAAUUGAAGAAGAGGCUAACACCCAUACAAUAUCAUGUCACUCAAGAAAAAGGAACAGAAAGGCCCUACACAGGAAAGUACUGCAAAUCAACUGAGGCCGGAACGUAUCACUGCAUAGUUUGUAACCAACCGCUUUUCACAUCAGAUACCAAAUUCGAUUCGCACUGUGGGUGGCCAGCUUUCAAUGACGUCCUCGAUCAGGGGAAAAUCAAACUCACCAAAGAUACCUCAAAUGUUGGCGCCAACCUACUUUUGUUGAUCGCAAAUCCAGGUAUGAUCAGGACGGAGGUGACGUGCAGCCAGUGUGACGCGCAUCUGGGUCACGUGUUCAACGACGGGCCGCCGCCGACUCGUAAGCGGUUCUGUAUCAACAGUGCGUCGCUUGACUUCCAGCCGAUAGCUGGCGCUGCUGGUGGAGCUGAUAAUUGAGGAGUAGGAGGAGGAAGAGGGGUAGGAGGAGAAGGAGGAGGGCGAGGAGGAGGAGGAGGCGUAGGAGGGGAGAUGUGACGAGCUACACCGGCGAUUGUUAACUUUUAGUUUUUUCAAGUGACCAAUUUUGACGGUGUGGAUUGACAUCUUUUUCAUAUUUUUUUCAUAUCUGAGUGGCCGAUUUUCAACUGGAGGAGGACUAGAAUGAGUGAUAAAAGGUUGUAGUGAGAGGAGGAGGGGAAGAAGGAGUUGGAGGAGGAGGAGGAAGGGUGUUUACAGUAGGAGUGAUAGAAGGAAUAAGAGCUACACCGGUGGAAUGUCAAAUUUUUAUAGUAUUUUUGUAUAUGUGGAAUAGAAUGCGAGGUUUGACAGUUGACAGUAGUAGUCAGAGGAGGAGGACUGAGGAGGGGGAGGAAAUGGAGGAGGAGAAAGAGCGGUUACAGGAGGAGUGACAGAAGGAAUAAUAGCUACACCGGUGGAUUGUCAACGUUUUGGCAAUUUCUUGUUUUUUCUUUUUUUUUUUGUUUGAGUGAACAAUUUUCAAUUAGUAGACGAUGAUGGUGAUGAUGAUGAUGAUGAUGAUGAUGAUGA
Messenger RNA from Nilaparvata lugens (brown planthopper), 1840 nucleotides. It is a transcript of the gene SelR, whose product is annotated as peptide methionine sulfoxide reductase MsrB. The transcript is spliced from 3 exons. The record is from RefSeq and is a predicted model, not a curated record. Gene Ontology annotation, cellular component: cytoplasm. Gene Ontology annotation, molecular function: peptide-methionine (R)-S-oxide reductase activity. NCBI's taxonomy places the organism in Eukaryota, Metazoa, Arthropoda, Insecta, Hemiptera, Delphacidae. Gene Ontology annotation, biological process: protein repair; response to oxidative stress. The coding region runs from base 572 to 1249 and encodes 225 amino acids.